Molecule: messenger RNA, 4008 nt
Organism: Rotaria socialis
Lineage: Eukaryota; Metazoa; Rotifera; Eurotatoria; Philodinida; Philodinidae
Source: the annotation of a GenBank genome assembly
AUGUCGUAUGAGAAAUCAGCAGACGUUGGAAUAGAUUCUCAUUUAUACAAUGGAUCAUAUUUAGAAAAAGAUCUUGAUGAACAUCAUGCUCCAUAUAAAUUUAUGUUUCUUUUUCUGAUCCUAUUUAUUGGUUGUCUUUUCAAAACAGUAUUUGCUUCUUUGCGAGUACCAUACACUGGUCUUAUUAUAUGUAUUGGUUUGAUAGGCGGUAUUCUCUUCAAUAUUUUUAGCAAAGAUAAUACAUUUCUUAGUAUAACAAUAUCAUCACCAGAUCUGCUUGCUGGUAUCUUCUUACCUGCACUUAUUUUUGAAUCAGCAUAUCGUGUUGAAUAUCAUGCAUUCAUGAAAUCCUUCUAUUCUAUUUUACUCUUUUCAAUUAUUGGCUAUUUUACAUCAUUAUUUAGUAUUUCUAUAAUAAACAAAUAUCUAUUUUUUUUUCAACAAUGGACAUUCUUUCAAUGCUUAAUAUUGGGUGUUAUUCUUAGUGCUACUAAACCUAUAACACUUAUGCGUCAAACAGAUUAUGGAAAAACAAAACGAUUUAUUACUAUACUUGAAGACGAAGCAGUGAUUAACAACAGCUUAGCAAUCGUCUUAUUUAAUGCUUUGAAAAUUGUUGUUGUGAACGAAAAUACUUGGUGUACAAUACAUUUUUUUAAAACUACAGCUAUAUCGUUAAUCGGUGGUAUUGUAUUUGGUACCAUUGCUGGUAUAUUGGAAAUUAUUGGUUUACCUUAUUUUUAUGAUGAUCCAAUUAGUGAAGUUACUAUAACCACUGCUAUUCCUUAUAUGCUCUAUUGGUUAUGUGAACAAGUAUAUUCUUCUGGCAUUAUUGCCAUUGUUGUUCUUGGUCUUAUAUUAUCGAAUCAUAAAACAGCGAUCAGUUCAGAAGCAGCUAUUUUUAUGGAAAAAUUUUGGGAUAUGCUAACCUUGGUUGGAAAUACAAUAGUUUAUCUUCUUACAGCACUGGCUAUUGUCGAAUUCAAUAAGUCAAUUCUAGAAAUAUCAUCCAAAGAUAAUACUAUUCUUCUUGAUAUCGGAUUGGCUAUUAUCAAUUAUUUUAUUUGUUACAUUGUCAGAUUUUUCAUGAUAAUCUUAUUAACACGUUAUACAAAAUUAUGUCGAAACUGUCAUUUGUCAUGGCAAGAAUGCUUAUUAGCUACUUGGGGCGAGUUCAAAGGAUCAAUAUGUUUAAUUCUUUGUUUGGCACUUGCAGGCGAAUUUCAACUUGCUGAUAAACAAUUGACUCGUCAUGUUUCAUCAAAAUUCAAAAAUCAAAUCUUGAUAUAUAUAAGUAUUAUUGUCUUUCUGUCCAGUUGUAUGAAUUCCACUUAUUCACUAUUACUGAAGUUAUUAAAUUUUACUAAAAUCUCUGAAAUAAAAUAUCAUUAUAUGACACAAUGUGUAGAUUCAUUACGUGCGCUUGUCAAAGAAAAAAUCGAAUCCUUACAAAAGAAUAAAUAUUUAGCUAAUGCUGAUUGGAUUUUUAUUGAGAGAAACUUUCAACUUGAAAAUCCUCAUGCUCUAAAUAUGAUCAAUAAUGGUAAUAGAAAUAGAAAUUCAAUUGAUUCCAAUGUACAACAUUCAUAUUGCCAUCGGUCUAUUCCACUAGAACUCAAUCAAACACAAUAUGAUGAUUUAUUUGAAGAAGCUAGAAUUCGUAUUAUUAAUAUUCAAAAGACAAGCUUUUGGAGGCAAUAUAGAGAUUAUGAAAUUUCAACACAAACUGUACGCAUUUUAUCAUCACUUUCUGACUUUGCAAUUGAUAGAAAUGGCCAAUAUAUUAGUAUUGAUCAACUCAAAUAUUACUAUAAACCACGAACAGUUGAUUUUAUAUGGAAAUAUUUGAAAUCAUCAGCUGAAAAAUUACAUACCUGUAUUCGUAAUGAUUGGCGAAAAUAUCAAAUGAUACCCAGAAAUAAAUGGCGACUAUUCUAUUUUAAUAUUCUCAAUCAUAAGCAAUUCAAUGUAUUCAUGAUAUUUGUCAUCGUUUUUAAUGCGACAUUAGCAAUCAUUAGAUCGGUAGUAAUUACAUCGAAUCAAGUUAAUCUAGCGUUAACUAGCAUUCAAAACAUCUCGAAUAUAAUUUAUCUUCUAGAAUUCAUUAUUAAAAUUUAUACCUUUGAUAGUCGAAUCUAUUUUCGAACAUGGAUUUAUUAUCGAAUCGAGUGCAUUCUUUUGAUAUUAGUGAUCAUUGAAUCUAUUUUAGAAUAUUAUCAUUUCAUUUUUUCUAAAUCUAUUAAUCGUCGAGUUUGGUCUGUCAUGCAAAUUAUUGUUAUUAUUCAAAUUCUUCGUAUUAUUCGAACAACCGAUUAUAUACUAGCUAAUUUGAAUAUCAUUUUUGAACGCAUAGCUAAUCGUUAUGUAACACUUUCACUUGAAUUAUGUACGGCAUAUGUAGUUAGUGAAGAUGAUGUACUUUCAAAAUUACCUCGUAUUAUUGAAAUUGAUCAAAUUCGAGAUCAUUUUCAUAAAGAUUCGAUAAGACGACGAGAACAAUUGAUUAAUGAAUUAACUUGUAUUCAAACUGAACAUCCAAAUGUAUCUGCAAGCGUUAAAACGCGUGCAGCUAUUCAAAAACUACUCAACUAUUCAAAAAAUAUUGUUCAUCAUAUGGCACACAAAGGCUUAUUAGGAGAAAAUGAAUCCGAUAGGAUUACACAGAAUAUUAAUCACAAGCUUCAUACAGAACUCGUUCCACCAAUUUUAUUCUUUCCUAUUCCAUUCAAUUUCUUACAUGUAUUUCCGUGGCUUCAUGAUCCAGAUGUACUUGAAUAUGUAUUGAGUCGUCUUCAUAUUAAGUCAUUUUCAUUAAACGAAUAUAUUUACAAAUUAGACAAUGACUCUCAAGCAUUAUUUUUUAUUACAGCUGGUUACGUUGAGACAAUAAGAAAUAUGCCGAAAUUUUAUGAUGCUUUAUCAAUGGAAAAUUUUCAUAAAAAUAAGGAAAAUAAUUCUUAUGAUACUUUACAAUCAAAAAAAGAUUCAUAUUCUUUUGAUCCAAAAUCUGAUCUUAUUGAUUCAACUAGUCAAUACGAAACGGAGUCUCAUGUUCGUCAACAAUAUCAUGCUGAUCUGCAAAAAGUAGAUAUCAUCGAUAAGAAAGUUUUGUUAAAUGAAGAUUUAUUUCAAUCGUCUGAUGAUCAUUCUGAACAAAAACAAAUAUUUUUUAAUACUAAGAAUAAUUUAUUAAAUUUUAAUGAAAGCAUUCUUUCUCAGCUUAAUAUGAAUGAUUCUAUAUUUGAUUUUUUUUCAACUAAACAAUCAACUAAAGUCCAUCGAUUAUUACAUGCACCAGGUGAUAUUAUUGGUCAUAUUGACUUACUCAAUGGACAGAAAUAUACAGAAACAUGUAAAUGUAUUACAAAUACUCUCGUUUGGUAUUUAAAAGCAAAUGAUCUAAUUGUUCUUAUCGAACGAUUCAACCAUUUACGGAUCUUAGAAAAAAUUUGGCAUUAUACUUCAUUACAAUUAGCAGAAAUUGUAUUGUAUGAAUAUUUGAAUGCAGUGCCAUACAAUUUAAAUGAGCAAGAACGUAAUCAUAUUUAUGGCCACUUAAAACAUGCAUUUCUUAUACCAGAAUCAUAUUUAAUUGAACAAAAAGUAAUCUAUUCAUCACAUGAACUUAUUCUUAUACAAGGUCAAUUACAAAACAUUGUUUCAUCGUUGAUUUAUACUGGUCCAUGUUUUAUUCAAAUUGAAAUCGGCAAAAGUGGUCUUAAACCAUUAAAUAUCAAUGAAACAAAAAUACUCGCUCUUCGGAAUACUCAUUAUCAUCAUACGCUUUAUGAUGAAUUUGUUUUACAACAAGAUUUACCAGGUUUAAUAGCACAUGUUAUUUACGAUGAAAAAUUAUGUAUUUAUUUACCUCGUAUUGGUGCUAAAUAUGAACAUAUUCGUAAACCGUCUAAUAGCGAAGAACCUUCAGCUGAAAUCAUCAAGAAAACAUUAUUAGGCCGAUUUCUAGAAAAUCUACCAAAAUUUCAACGACGUAUUAUAAAUACAUAA